GCGCAUGACUGUAUCUCUCUGUGUCAUUAUGGUCGAGAUUACAAAUAACUUAAAGCUUUUACCUCUGAUAAUGCUGGUUCUUCUUAUCUCAAAGGCUGUUGGUGAUGCUUUUAAUGAAGGAUUAUAUGAAGAGCAGGCUAGAUUAAGGGCAAUCCCAUUACUUGAAUCUAAACCAAAGUAUCAAAUGCGUUAUGUGACGGCAAAGGAGGCAUGUGGGAAUCAAAAGGUUGUAUACUUCCCGCGGGUAGUGAAGGUGGCAGAUGUAGUUUCUAUAUUGAGGAGCAAUAACCACAAUGGUUUCCCUGUUGUUGACCACGCAAGAAGUGGGGAGACACUUGUUAUUGGACUUAUACUAAGAAGUCAUUUAUUGGUGCUUCUACAAUCAAAAGUUGAUUUUCAGCAUAGCCCUUUACCCUGUGAUUCAAGAGGUGAUCUCUUGCCAAUCAGGCACAACCUUAGUGAAUUUGUGAAACCCGUUUCUAGUAAAGGGAUAUCUCUCCAUGAUAUUCAUUUCACCCUAGAUGAUCUGGAGAUGUACAUUGAUCUAGCCCCAUUUUUAAACCCGUCUCCCUACGUGGUCCCAGAAGACAUGUCAUUAACCAAGGUUUAUAAUCUUUUUCGUCAACUAGGACUGAGGCACUUACUUGUUGUUCCACGUCCUGCUCGUGUUAUUGGCGUGAUCACUCGAAAAGAUCUGAUACUUGAGAAUAAUGAUGAUCCGGCGGCCUUAGAGCUCCAAUCCACUAGUGUAAG
Molecule: messenger RNA, 753 nt
Organism: Nicotiana tabacum (common tobacco)
Lineage: Eukaryota; Viridiplantae; Streptophyta; Magnoliopsida; Solanales; Solanaceae
Source: RefSeq, a predicted model, not a curated record